UUUAAUAAUGGCGAAACCCGCAAAACAUGAAAUUCUUCCUCUUACUAUUUUCUCUGCGUUAUUUUUCAGCUUCCUUCUUCCAUUGUUAUCUCAUGCAAAAGACACCAUUCGGCCUAAAGACACAUUGACUGGCAACCAAACCCUGGUUUCGGCUGCGGGCGUUUUUGAGCUCGGCUUCUUCAGUGAUGGCUUUUCGGGCAAUUACUAUCUCGGAAUCUGGUUCGUAGCCGACCCAAAGAAGAAACCCGUCUGGGUUGCCAACCGAGAAAGUCCACUCAUCGAUCCCUACAGUGAGCUUCAAAUACGUUCCGACGGGAAUCUAAUUCUUAUAGACCGGCGACAAACGGCGUUCAUCAUCAACUCCGAUCGUCUUGCUACAACCACAAACACCAGCGCAACACUCUUAGAUACCGGAAACUUCGUCCUCCUCGCGGAAACAAAUUCUCAAGUAUGGCAGAGUUUCGAUUAUCCGUCUGACACUUUUCUUCCCGGGAUGAAAAUCGGGUGGUUCGGAUUGAACUCCGACGACCCGAGAUACCGGCUUUUAGUCUCGUGGGUGAGCUCCGAGAGCCCGGGUCGCGGAGCCUUCACUCUCGGCGUCAACAAUAGCACCUUGAACACUCUCACCGUAUGGCGUGGAGACAGUGUUCACAUGGACAUAGGCUUCUGGGAAGGAGGGAAAUUCCGGUUCAUUUUCGAAAACUCGUCGGGGAAUUACAAUUUGAGCCAUUUUACUAGCAAUGAAGGGACCUACUUCUCUUUCAGUAGUAAUAGUUUAUCAAACAAACAUGUGUCCAAGUGGUUUGUCAUGGCUUCUAAUGGUAAUCUUGACGAGUUCUCGAUCUCGCCGGAGGGGAAAAUAUCGUCGGUGAGUCAUGUUCUAUGCGAGGAUUCGGCCGGUGGGAACACCGGGAAGUGUUUGAUAAAGAUACCUUAUAAGUGCGAAGAUGGUGAUAAUUUUUCAGAGAUAAAUGGUACAAUGCCAACGUCUUUGUUCUUGAGGGGCUCGAUUAAUUUGGGGUUUAGUGAAUGCGAAUUUAUGUGCCGGAGCAAUUGUUCUUGUUCUGCUUUUACUUCCUUUCAGGAUGAUCUAAACGGUUGUCAUCUUUAUUUUGGAAGAAAAAAUGAUAUUUUCAAGGUUGUGGAGAAAGGAUCGGGGAUUGUUUAUGUUCGAGGUGAUGCUCCAAGACAAAGUGGUGGUAAAAAUAAAUGGAAACUCUGGAUGGCUAUAAUUGCUCUUCUGGCUUCCUUAUGGGUUCUUAGUGUAAUCUUGAUAGGGCUGUGUCAUCAUCGACGACGGAGAAAACAUGAUCAUCAAGUACAAAGCCAAAUACACGUAAAUCGCAAUGAAGAGGUUCGAUUAUUUCGAAUGGGAUCCAUCAUUAAUAGAUCACCUAAUAACAAUCAUGAUGAAGCUAGAGUUUCAACUAAACUUGAAAUAGGAGGCAGACCGCAGGAGCAAGAAUUUCCCUUGUUUAGCAUUUAUUCCAUAGUGAAUGCAACAGAUUCCUUUGCGGCAGCAAACAAGUUAGGUGAAGGUGGUUUUGGGACUGUUUAUAAGGGUAGGUUGCCAGGAGGACAAGAAAUUGCGGUGAAAAGACUUUCCAAGAUUUCUAGGCAAGGAACAGAGGAGUUCAUAAAUGAGGUUACAUUAAUUUCUAAGCUCCAACAUAGGAACUUGGCAAGGCUUUUGGGAUGUUGCAUUGAAGCAGAAGAAUCUAUAUUAAUUUAUGAGUACAUGCCCAACAAAAGUUUGGAUUCCUUCGUAUUUGAUUCUUCAAGAAGGGUACUUUUGGAUUGGAGAAAGCGAAUUAGCAUUAUUGAAGGAAUUGCUCAAGGUCUUUUAUAUCUUCACAAAUACUCCAGAUUAAAAAUAAUUCAUCGUGAUUUAAAGACCAGUAAUAUCCUUUUGGACAAGAAUAUGGACCCUAAAAUAUCUGAUUUUGGCAUGGCAAGAAUUUUUGGAGACCAUGACACUCGAGUGAAAACGAAAAGGGUGGUUGGUACAUAUGGGUACAUGUCUCCCGAGUAUGCAAUGGAUGGUCUAUUCUCUGAAAAAUCAGAUGUGUUUAGUUUUGGGGUAAUCUUGCUAGAGAUCAUAAGUGGAAAGAAGAACAUUGCCUUCUUUGAGACGAAUCAAUCUCUAAACCUACUUGGCAAGGCUUGGAAUCUUUGGAAAGAAGGGAAAUGCAUGGAGUUGAUAGAUCAAACGCUACAUGAUUGUUGUCCAAAGGAUGAAGAAGUUAUGCGAUGUGUGCAGUUGGGUCUAUUGUGUGUGCAAGAAAGAGCAUUCGAUCGACCAACCAUUUCGGAUGUAGUUUUUAUGCUCAGCCACCAAACAACGGCCUUGCCUCCUCCAACGGAACCUGCAUUCUUGAGUCAAUUGAACUCUAGAGCGGAUGUAGAAUCAUCUUCAAGUAGGCAUAGACUUUAUUCUGAAUAUGAUAUUACCAUUUCAGAAGUACAUCCAAGGUAGCAAAAGAUAAAUUGUAUUUGGAAUAGCAGAUUCAACCGGAUCAUUAUGUUGAAAAUUGUAUCUACAAUGCUAAAAUAGGAAUAGUACAUUUUUCUAAUUCAUCUAUACAUACUUUGUACAUAGAACUUAGAAGCAUGCUCAUAUUAAUGCAUUUCGA
This is a messenger RNA of Ziziphus jujuba (common jujube), 2633 nucleotides long. Its product is annotated as receptor-like serine/threonine-protein kinase SD1-8. Gene Ontology annotation, biological process: protein phosphorylation. The transcript is spliced from 7 exons. Bases 8 to 2476 code for a protein of 822 amino acids. The record is from RefSeq and is a predicted model, not a curated record. NCBI's taxonomy places the organism in Eukaryota, Viridiplantae, Streptophyta, Magnoliopsida, Rosales, Rhamnaceae. Gene Ontology annotation, molecular function: protein serine/threonine kinase activity; ATP binding.